Molecule: messenger RNA, 1538 nt
Organism: Morus notabilis
Lineage: Eukaryota; Viridiplantae; Streptophyta; Magnoliopsida; Rosales; Moraceae
Product: histone deacetylase 2
Exons: 13
Coding region: 88-1368 (426 amino acids)
Molecular function (GO): histone deacetylase activity
Source: RefSeq, a predicted model, not a curated record
CGCAAAUAACAUCCGUCCAAUCACUCAGUCCGUACACGACGAGGCUCUCGGCGCUUGUCCUUUAUUUUCGUUCUUAACAGAAUAAUAAUGGAUAUUCCAGUUUCUUUGACUCGUCCGUUCCCUACUGUGUCGACUCACCGCGAGUUGAAAGUACUUUACAACCACAACCACCUCUCGAUGAACUACUACCGAGUCAUACACGAACUAAUUCCACCGAGUCGACUCAGAAUCUCCAUUGAUUCGACCGUUCUCUUGGCUCUGAGCUUCAUUACCACCAAAUUCUCUCUCUGGUUUGGCUCCGGACCCAUGUCCUCCUCUUCCGCUUCUUCGCCGUCCGAAAACGACGCCGAAUCGUUUCGCCGAGACCGUAUUCUCUCUACCAAGCUCUACUUCGAUGUUCCCACAUCCAAGGUGCCGGUGAUUUACUCGUCGACAUACGACAUUGCGUUUCUCGGCGUAGAGAAGCUGCAUCCAUUUGAUUCUGCUAAAUGGGGACGUAUUUGUGGAUUCCUAAUCAAGGAUGGCAUUUUAGACAAAAAUUGUAUUGUAGAGCCUUUGGAAGCUUCAAAGGAUGAUCUCCUUGUGGUCCAUUCAGAAACGUACUUGAGUAGUUUGAAGAGCAGUGUAAAUGUUGCAAUGAUAAUUGAGGUACCUCCUGUAGCGCUAUUUCCCAAUUGCCUAGUGCAGCAGAAAGUUCUUCGCCCAUUCCGCAACCAAGUUGGGGGGACUAUUUUGGCUGCAAAGCUUGCGAAAGAGCGAGGGUGGGCCAUCAAUGUCGGAGGAGGGUUUCAUCAUUGUUCUGGGAAUAAAGGAGGUGGAUUUUGUACUUAUGCAGACAUUUCUCUUUGCAUACACUUUGCCUUUGUUCGAUUAAACAUAUCAAGGGUGAUGAUUAUUGAUCUUGAUGCACAUCAAGGCAAUGGCCAUGAAACAGAUUUUGCCAAUGACAGUCGAGUCUAUAUUCUGGACAUGUUCAACCCUGGGAUAUAUCCAUUAGAUUAUGAGGCAAGGAGAUAUAUAGAUCAGAAGGUUGAAGUACCAAGUGGCACUGCAACAGAUGAGUACUUAAAAAAGUUAGAUGAAGCACUUGAGGUGGCGGCGGAUACGUUUGAUCCAGAGUUGGUAGUCUAUAAUGCCGGAACUGAUAUCCUAGAUGGAGAUCCACUGGGAAUGUUGAGGAUUAGUCCUGAUGGGAUAACCACUAGAGAUGAGAAAGUUUUCAGGUUUGCCCGUGUGAGGAACAUUCCUAUUGUCAUGCUCACAUCAGGCGGGUAUAUGAAGUCCAGCGCCGGAGUUAUAGCAGAUUCGAUAACCAAUCUGUCUAAAAAGUGUCUGAUAGAUACAAGUAAAAAUCCAACUGCUGCAUAGUGUUGUCACUCUUUGUAGAUGUGCAGAAAAUCUUUUCUUUCUUUUCUUCUUCUUUGUUUUUUUUUCUUUUUUGGUAGAAGACACGUGUUAUAUUUCUGUUUCUUUCUAAAUGGGAUGUAUAUUGGUAGGUGCUACACUUUUUUUUUUUUUUUGAAAGGUAAAUGCUAUAG